UGUAGCUUUGUCCUUGGUUUUGUAUAUAAGUUAUUACACUAAUUACGGGCUAGAUGGGAAACCUGAUCUUACAACCAAAGUUUUUGGUGAGUUAUUUUACAGUUUUUUGUAAAUAAAUGAUUGAAUUUAGGCUGCGUAAAAUAUAUCCCGGUUCAUCCAUCAGCGCCCGCAUUCGUUUUUUUAUUAAAUGUAAUCAUUGUUUUCGGUCUUUUAUCACAAAACGUGCGACGAACCCACCUUUUCUUAGGCUGCUCUGCGAACUCAGUCGUCAUUUCCCGUGUUCAUAUAGCUUGAGUUCAUAUCAGGCUCUGUUUUUUGCAUGGUUGGAAGGAAAAAGAGGGCCUGACACAAAUUCUGCUUUUCGUGUCUGUUUGGUGUAUCAGAAAAAAAAAAAAAUUUGUGUUCUGAUUGGUUAGUGCUAGUUUGAUUAUUCUAUUGUUCAUAGAUAUAUUUAGUCGUUUGAACUAUAGUUAGAUGUUGUUAUUGCGCGAGAUUGUCAUUUUUCUUGGGACAUUUUGAUUGGUUACUAAAUAUAUAUUAUACUGUGAGGAGAGAGCGACCAGAUUUAGGUUUGUGUCAGGCUCUAUUUAAUAUACACCCGGGAUAGCGUUAGCGAGAUAUUCAGGACGGUUCGCAUGCAGAAUUGAACAGUAAUUUGGCUGACCUACUGUAACUAACCCAGCUAAAAUUUAUAAAUUUGGAAAUAUUUCUUCACAAAUCAUGUCUGGAUCAAUAGAAGUUUUCUUUUCUGAUAUUUUGAAAUAAAUGGACAUGCAGAAAUAUGCAAACUAAAACAGUGGGUUAAAUUUUAACCCUGGGUUAGCACUAAUCUACCUUUGAACAACCGCCCCCAGGCGUAAUAAUAUAUUUCUCUUCUGGCAGCAAAUUUCAAAAAUAAAAAUUUCCUGUGCAAGUCAAAUAUAAAACGUCCUGCAUAUGUACAUUUCAGUGAACAGUGAGGCAUGCCGAAAGUAGACGUAUACGUUAUAGCCACAAACCGUGACUCUAAUUUCAUGACUCGUAUACUUUGUAGCCGCGGUAAUAAUUAAAGUAACUGAACACUGUAUGGUAUAUACUGGAUUUUUAUGUACCUAUACAUUCUAGAAACUGCUAUAUUCCUCUGCAUGCAGCUGAGGUACCGCCCAUGACACCAUAGUUUAUAGCCAAAUCCUGCAAAGCCGUGGCUACAACGUAUGCCGAAAAAUCCGGCGUACUCUAUUGCUACAAACUGCAUGUGGCUAUAACUGUAUGGUGCCGCACGGAUAAACCUCAUUAUCGGUUCAAGACAAUCUCGACGUCCAAAACGAUUUUGUAUAUAGACAAUGUGUAAAAAUUAUGGCAUUCCAUGCAGUAAAUGAAAUGACAAGAUGUAAGAAAAUUUCCUCUGAAGAUAUGUUGGUAUAAUCCUGUUGUUUCUCUGUUGAACGUUAAUUAUCGUUCUUUUUAGGUCAAGCUAUUCAUUAUAUUGGACACAUAGUGUUUUUGAUAAUGCUCAUACUUCUUGCGAAAGGCUGGACCGUAACGAGGUGUGUCUAUAGUUGUCGUUUCAUAUAUUCAACCAAUAGAUUUACCUCGAACAAUCACUUUGUCAAAAAUAUAAAUACACUUGGAAGUAUUUUUGACAAAUCUUGUCUGGAUCAUCAGAAGUUCGAUUUUUAAAGUUUUGAAAUAAACAGAAAUAUGCAGAAUUGCAGAUAUAUACAUAAACCAAAGCAAUGGGUCAAAUUUAACCCAGGGUUUGCGCUAAUCGUGCUUUGAACAACCGGCCCUUGAAACUCGAGUGAAACCCCCCAAAAUUUUAUUAAAUUUCUAUUUGGAGUUGAUGAAAGGGAUAAUGAGGGAUCUGUGAGAAUAAAAUUCGAGAAACUCUUUUCCCAUCAUUCGGUCGAAUUUGUACCAAAAUUUAACAAAAUUGCUUGCAGAGGCUUUUAUGAAUAAUUCUGACGUCACUAACCGUAUUUUUCACAUUUAUGUAACCAUAGCCUAUCGAAGAGAAGAUGGUUGUGAAACUCAUUAGAAUAACAAUAUAACUCAUUAUCUAUGUUAGUCAACGUUUAUUCAUAAAUCUGGUCGUUUCACCGUCACGUGUGUAUUGCAUUUUUACCAAAUCCACCAAUAGCAAUCUCCAGUUUCCCUAUUGUUCGAGUCACGGAUAGGUGACUUUCCUAAAACAUUGCUAUUGGUUAAUUGGGCAAGAAUACAAUACACACGUGACGGUGAAGGACCCGAUUUACGAAUAAACGUUGACCAACCUAGAUAAGGCGUAAAAAAAAAUACCUGUGGUUCCGGUUUCACAUCGCGAAAAAAAUAGGGUCGGUAGGUCGGAAAUAAUUUUUUUUACAUUUUUUUCUUGGUUUUUUCAAUAAUUAGUGUGACAACAGACGCCAUUUUGGCAGCAGCCCGCAACCACCCGGAGAAAAUAGGGUCGCACGGUCAAUCGCGUUGAAAAAAUAAUAGGGUCGGCAGAAAAAAAUAGGGUCGGUUGGGAACCGGACCCACAGGUACUUUUUUUACGCCUAAUGAGUUAUAUUGUUAUUCUAAUGAGUUUCACAGCCAUCUUCCCUUCGAUAGGCUAUGAUGUAACUGAAGGAGAAAUAAAAUAAAAUAAACAUUUUGUCGAUUCCAAUCUUACGGCAUGGUCUGUCAAAAUAUGAUGGUCUGGAAGCCCGGAAAACUUCAAAACCCCAAAAUAGAAGACCUUUGUUUGAUAUUGAACUUUUACCUCACCGUGCAAUAAUAAGAAAGGUUCGGAUUGAUGGGAUGCAACUACUUGAAAAACACAUCGUUGAAGGGCAAAGUUUGAGAUGGGUUUCAUGAGGCUAAUUUCUCCUGACUAUAUAGUUCUCCUGACUUGUAUUUUUCAUGUAGUUGCAUCCCUAUCAUUGCGAAGCUUUCUAUAUAGAUAAUCAGCCUUAAAGUUUAAUUUUGUGCCGUCACGUUGUGCCGUCUAUUAAAAUUUUUCCAAAUUUGCAAAAUCGUACAGUACAAUUUUAAAUUAACAGAUUUCACAAUCUAAUUUCUAGAGGUCGAAUUAGUUCAAGUGGGCAAGUCAAACUUUCUGUUUUCUCAACAUUAUAUUGCUUCUGUUUCGUCAUUCUUUUCAUCUAUGAACAAAUUGUAAGUAUUAAAGGAAUGCCGAAUGGUUUUCCGUGCAGGAUUGCGUGAUCCAUGCACGAGGGAUGCCGCGAGACUUUCGGAAAGCGUAAAAAUACUCGAGCCGCAGGCGAGUGUAUUUUUACACUUUCCGAAAGUCGAGCAACAUGCCAAGUGCAUGGAUCACGCUAUCCUGCUUGGAAAACCAUUUGGUAAUUGUUUUAUAAAAUAACUACAGUGAAACAAUGACAUUUUGAGAAUCCCGCGAAAAUCCCGCGAAGGCAUUUUAAUUCCUCGUGCAGGAUAGCUUGAUCCUGCACGGCUAUUGACCAAUCAAAUUGCAUGUUUCACUGUAGUUAUUAUAUAAACUGUAUUCUUCCACUACACACCUACCAACGGCUUAUUGACAACUUUCUUACUUGCUACAAGAAGGUUGUUGAUCCGACAGACUUGUUAGAAGUUUGUUCCAACAACUUGUUAUCGUCCUGGAAUCGAACAACGUGGUAAGAGGUUGUGAAUGUCUUGCAGCAACUUGACAACGACAAGCUAACAAUAACAUUACAUGUUACAACUUGCUAACAAGCUAUCUGUCUCAACUUUUCCGUGGAAACUUUCCGUCGAAACAGACGGGAAUCCAUCUAGAUGAGAAACCCGUGUUAAAUUCACAUUAUGCAGGCGGAUAAAUAAGACGGACAAAGCGUUCCGUUACGAAAAGUUCACAUAUGAUGUCACAUGUGAAACGUUCAUUUCAAAUGUGAAACAGUGAAUUUCACAUGUGAAAUAAAAAUUUCAUAUGUGAAAAUAGUGUUUCACAUUUGAAUUUCCCAUAUGUGGAAUCAAAUCACAUGUGAAACCUUAAUUCACAUUAUGAAAACCUCAUUUCACAUGUGAAAAUUUCAUAUGAAGUUUGUGUUAUCAACCAAAGCCGAAGACUUAAGCCCCGUUUACACUACGGUCAAUUUUUGGUACGGCACGGAUAAAAUUGGUACCCGUACCACUUUUUUUGGUACUUGGACUAGCUAUUUAGCUAAGCCCCGUUUACACUACGCUCAAUUUUUGGUACCGUACCACUUUUUGGUUCUUGGACUACCUAAAUAGGUAAUCCAAGAACCAAAAAAGUGGUACGGGUACCAAUUUUAUCCGUGCCUUACCAAAAAUUGAGCGUAGUGUAAACGGGGCUUUAUUACGUCACUGCGUUGAAUAUGACUUUUUCAUAUUUAUAUUCAACGUUAUGACGUCACUCCGUUUAAUAUUAUUAUCCAUAUUUGGUCAACUGUUGACUUGAUAUGACGAUUUCACAGUUGACUGUUCGCUAAUCAGAAACCAUGAAUCUUAAAUAAAUAAUAAACUUACUGGAUUCUUUGCAGCCCAAUAUGUAAAUAAAGCCCCGUUUACACUACGCCCAAAUUUUGGUACGACACGGAUAAAAUUGGUACCCGUACCCCUUUUUUGGUUCUUGGACUACCUAUUUAGGUAGUCCAAGAACCAAAAAGUGGUACGGUACCAAAAGUUGAGCGUAGUGUAAACGGGGCUUAGCUAAAUAGGUAGUCCAAGAACCAAAAAAGUGGUACGGGUACCAAUUUUAUCCGUGCCGUACCAAAAAUUGAGCGUAGUGUAAACGGGGCUUAAGUCGAGACUUCGAUGUGUUUAGCUUUUGUUUCGAGUGUGUUACUGCACAGCGCCAUUAAAUUUGUUUGAUUUUUACCUUUGCAGAUAUUUGAUCCGGGAAAAGUUCUGUAUAUUUAUGAAAGUCCAGCUGGAAUUGGUAUUUGUAUUCUUAGAGUUUUGGUACGUAAUAUUGCUUGCAUUACCAUGUACGUCAGCUUUAAGCUGGUUCAAAUUUUAAUGAGAGUUGAUAAUUUUUCUCGUUUCACCUGUAAUAUCCAGUCAACUCUCGUUCUCGUGUGGCUGGGGUGUGAGAGUUGAGAAAACUCUCGUGUAAACACUCGCUUCUCAACACUCACCAACUCUCAUCCUUGUUUGACCCAGGGACCGCUUGUUCGAAAGCCGAUUUGCUUAACCCUGGGUUAACCUAAAAUUCGAAGCAAACUUCCUUACAUCUUUUUUACAAAUAUGGAAUUAUUUCUUCCGAAAGAUUGUUUGGAUCGGUAGGAGUUUUCUCCUCUGAAGUUUCGAAAUAAACAGACGCGCAGAAAUGCAUAAACUAAAAGAGCAGGUUAAAUUUUAACCGAGGGCUUAGCGCUAAUCCAGCUUUGAACAACCGGCCCCAGGGAUUUACAAUCAUGCCUUAUUUAUUGUAUUAUACAGGCGUGGGUUUGGUUUUGUUACGCUACGUUCUUUACGCUCAAACAUUUUCCUAAGAAAACAGCAUUUUACUAUCCAUUUUGGGUUUUAUAUUCUGGAUGGUAAGUAUUUUAGCAUUUACAUGCAUAUACAGUACUGUAGUGGGCAGUUUAAAUUAAGGCAUUAUAUCAAACUAUUAAUACUUCUUAACACAACUAUGCAAGAUUCCAAUGGUCUAUUGGAUGAACCAGACUUUAGUUUAAAACAGCCAUAAAACUCACUGGUUUUACUAGGUCAAUUUUAAUAGUCGUUGUGUCAAAAUUUAUCUCUUUGAAUAAAUUCUCGAUUCCUUUUAAUAAUUAACUGUGUAAAAAUUUGGAACAUACAGUUUUUCGGGCGUCGAAACCGUAAAAAUGCCCCCCUGGCCUCAACAGACGAUUUACGCUAUAUAUACGUGUCAACUACAAAAUUGGUUUUUCUAUCGAGUAACCCAACCAAGUUCUGUUAAUCAAAUGAGACAAAAAUAUUUUUUUAUAUUGCCCUUCCCUGUUAAUGUAAAUCGUUAUUAAUUUAUAGGUUUCUUGUUGGCCCUGCCGUUGUUCUUUUUGCUGCGUACGUAAUUGAAGAUUAUCAAAGGUUUGAACAAUUGAAUAUUUGUGUUUUAUCAUGCCAAUGCAUCUUGACUAGAGAUGAGCCGAUCACAAAAAUUACCAAUUGCUGACAUUGAGAACCGAUAUACUAAAUAACCAGCUAAUCGGCAUCUGGCGAUUAUCAUCAUGUUGCUAAUCACUAGUAAUAAUAAUGAUGAUGAAGAUGGUUGAUGGUGAUGGUUGAUGAACAUGGUGAUGGUUGAUGAAGAUGAUUGAUGGUUGAUGAUGAUGGUUGAUGAAGAUGGUGAUGGUUGGUGAAGAUGGUGAUGGUUGAUGAAGACGGUGAUGGUUGAUGAUGAUGGUGAUAGCUGAUGAAUAUGGUUGGUGAAGAUGGUUAAUGGGGAUGGUUGAUGAAGAUGGUUGAUGGUGAUGGUUGAUGAAGGAUGAUGAUGGUUGAUGAAGAUGGUGAUGGUUGAUGAUGAUGGUGAUGGUUGAUGAAGAUGGUGAUGGUGAUGAUGACAGAAAAACCUUUUUAGUUUCAAUUUAUGUUUUGGUUAAAUGUCAAAGUUAGGCCAAUAUUACGGGGGAAAACAAAAGGAAACAGAAUACUCCAAAAUACUUUAGUUCAAAAGUUGUGUAGUGUACAUCGGCCUUAAAAUAGUAUGGUUAAUCUAACCUGGAAGACCUGGUCAAAUACUGUAUAAUCAGAUUCUUGGUUACAUUAACCGGACUAUGGUAGGAGGUGAGAUAAAAUAACCAGGAAAUUUAACCAACAAUAUUACAUAACCCAAAUAGUGUUAUUUCUAGGUUAACCAGGAAAUUUUAACAGUGAGAGUGUUUUUAGAGUGUAUGAUGGUGUUGUUUUAGUCAACUAGAACUAUAAAACUAAAACCCUAUUUUAGUCAUGCCAAAAUAAUUUACUCCGAUAAAACUAAACUAGAACUAAAGUAAUUUUAGAGAUAAAUAGUAGAACUAAACUUUAACUAAAACAAAAUAUAUGUCAGCGACUAAAAGUAAACAAUUUUUUAUCCCCUGAGAACUAAACCAAACAACAACGAAAUAUUUACAACUCGAACUGAAACAAACAGUAACCGAGCAUAUAUUUUAAUUAUAAACUCAUUAAUAAUUCAUGACGAAAAUUCAAAAGAAAUUAAUGUUUAAUCAAUGUUUGUAAAUCGGAUAAAGAUUUGUCCUGAUUUACAUAAACUUCAGCUUUGAUUUUCUCGUCUUAGACAAUGUUUAUUUUUAAAAUUACUUCGCCAAUGAACUCAUAAGAUGGGUCAUUUUUUAAGUCGCAUCCGAUCUGUAUCUGAUAUACAAGCUAUCGCCUUCGGCUCGAGUUUGUAUAUCAGAUACAGAUCGGCUGCUCAUGUUUUAUCUAGUACUUGUAAAUCGGAUGAAGAUUUAUCCUGAUUUAGUAUGAAAUUUAGCUCGAUUUUCACGGCUAAAUAAAACCAACCACAUCGAUAAAGUAUAGUUGGGAAACUCUUAUUUUUAAGGCUAAAUUGUUUUAAACUAGAACUUAACUAAAAAUUAAUUGAAAUUCUCUUUUCAAAGUAUAGAACUGAACUAAACUAAAACUGAAUUGAAAUUCUUGUUUCAAACUAGAACUAAACUAAAACUAAACUGAAAUUCUUCUUUCAAACUAAAACUGAACUAAAACUAAAUUGAAAUUCUUCUUUCAAACUAGAACUUAACCAGAAAUAAAUUGAAAUUCUUGUUUCAAACUAGAACUUAACAAAAAAAAAAUGAAAUUCUUGUUUCAAACUAGAACUUAACAAAAAAAAAAUGAAAUUCUUGUUUCACACUAGAACUUAACUGAAUCUGAAUUGAAAUUCUUCUUUCAAACUGGAGCCAAACUAGAAAUAACAAUAAAUUAGUGGUUUAAACUAAAACUAAGUUAGAACUAAACAUAAAACACCGUACUAAAACAACAUUAGUGUAUAACAAGAUAUUUAUAGACGAAGGAAAUCACUAUAUACCGUGUCGUUGGUUUUAUAUACGAUAAAAACUCAUUACAAGUUCAAUUACAUAAACUUUAACUUUGAUUUUCUCGGCUUAGAAAACGUUUAUUUUUAAAAUUACUUCGCCAAUGUACUCGUCAGAUGGGUCGUUUUUUAAGCCAUUUAAAACAUUCGCAGUCCGUGCUUUAUCAGAUAUAAAACACUCGAGCUGCGCUCUCGUGCCUUAUAUCUGAUAAAGCGCUCCUGCUCGUGCGUGUUUUAAAUAUAGUACAUCAUUGUCCUGAAAUUUCUCGUUGAUAUAGAGAACAAAUUGUUAAUGGUAUUGAAUGGGGAGUAUCCUUUUUGGCUCACGCAAUUUUUUUGGUAAGUUACUUUAGUGUGCUUAGUUUGGUGAAAAAUUCCCACCAUGUAUAUAGCUAUAUGAUCAUCUUGUACUGCAUAGUCAUGUGCUUAUUUCGUAUAUAGACCCAUUGCACAUGACGUCACAGCGUCAGUAACGAUGCAUCAGGGGCCGGUUGUAUCAAGCCCGUUUAGCUUAAACGGUGGUUAAGCUCAAAAUAGAAAGCAAGUCUAUAGAUUCAUUCAACAACCAAACUAAAAGUUUUGAACCUUAAUAGAACGAUAAUGUUUACAACUACAUAUUCAGUGCAGAAUAUUUAAGUUAACUGAUUUACGAGAGAAAAAAGAGUGUUAUUUAAUUUUGACUUAUCCACCGUUUAAGCUAAACGGGCUUGAUACAACCGGCCCCUGGAGGACAAAUUAGCAAUCUACGCAUAAUAUAACUUUUGUAAACAAAGCAAAUUUUGUAAAAGUUUAUAAUAAUUUUGUAUUAAAAUGGUUAAUUUUUUCGCUGUAUGUGGUUGUUGUACCCGAACAGAUAUUGUUAGGUAGCAUCUGGAGGACACUCUAAGGAUUUGUGACGUCAGUGCAAUGGGUCUAUUCCGUACGAAUGAGUAUCAUAAUAUAAAUCUUUAUCAGAAGAUACACCCAAUCUUGUUGCAAUGGCUAUUGCUUACUUAUCAUUUGUCUUAUCAACUGUGCAUUGUCCUGGGGAUCUCUGAAUUUUAUCUGAUUCGUGUUGGAAAUGUACCAAACAAGUAUUUUUUAUCGUUAUUUGUUGAUUCUGGAAAAGAUAAGAGCAAUAAAACAAUAACAAAAGCCCGCGCGACACCAUGGAGUGACACUCAUUCUUUAAAUCCACGUUUCCUUUAUAUCUAGAUUCUUACCCGUCCUGCUGCAGCCAAUACGAACUUUCCCUUUCACAUGAGAACGUGUCAGGUAAGUAAUUUGUUAAAUUUCGUGUUGUGAUGUUAGCUUAUCCAUGUAUAUAAGCCACAUGCAGUGGCGGACACGAGUGAGGACAAGGGGCAACUCCUCCCCACUAAUUUUUGAAAGCCUUUGCAUGUUAGUUGAAAAACUCUGUAACAAAGUUGCAACAAUAUCAGUUAUGCCAUGAUUUGUCGGUGAACCGCAAUUGAUCUCCAAUGUAAAAUCGAUGUCCAAUUGCAAUGGCUUUGACUAAUUACGUAAAACAGAACCUUUAAUACUUACUUUCAAAAACUCAUUAAUAAUUCAUGAGGAAAACACAAAGAAAAAUCAUAUAAGCGUGUCGUAUCUUUAUAUGUGAUAGAGAUUUACCUUGAUUUACAUAAACUUUAACUUUGAUUUUCUCGACUUACACAACGUAUUUUUUGUAAAUUGAAUGAACCUACUAGACUUAGAAGCUAGGCUAUAACUUACAUUAAACUGUUUCUAUGAAAAUCAUGUUCUUCUUCAUUUUCUAUGAAUUUCAUUUUCUGAUAUUAAUCCAAGCGCGUAGCUACAGUAUCAAAUUGAACGCUACAUGCAUCACAACAACUUUCUCGGUACUUUCGACCGAUCAAAUGCUUCAAAAUGGUUUUAUACAAUAUAGAUAGUGGACGUCAGAGUUCGCUAAGCUUCAACUCUAUAAUUACCAAGGAAAUUAAGGCAGCCUAUCAGAAAAGUCAGUGCCUCUAACUCCAAUGUUUUUAUUGUCUCAUCAUAGACCUUAUUCAUAAAUCGCAAUCGGGGCCUCAUAUCCUAGAAAAUGGGAAUAAAUGCGGGAAAAUAAGCGAAAGCUGCUUGACAAGUAGCCUGCGUGGCAGGCCCUCAGUUUUAUCUGCCCGUUGCAAAUCAGGCCCCCCAUAAAACUGAGGGCCUGCCACGCAGGCUACUUGACAAGCCAAAUUCAGACGCCAUUGUGUCGACAUGAACGGCUUCAGUUGUGUCUUGUUGCUUAUUUCGAUUUAUAUAGCUUUGUGUGUGUAGUAAGAUUUUGUGCCCACAAGGAAAGCUGUAAACGAGUAUAUUAUAAAAACGAGCGGUUUCCCCCCGUUUUUUGUGUGGAAUUAGGUAAAAAUAUGACAACGUAGCCACAGAGGAGAGAUAUAUCUCUCCUCUUUGACGUAUAGCAAUGGUGUCUAUCCAUGCAGAAACGAACAACAGUAUUUACUUAGAUUUUAACGUCAAUAUAUAGGUUAUUCCGUGAAAAAUCAAGACAACUAUGCAUGGAUUGAAAGUAUAAUUUUUCGAAUUUAACAUUAAUAUGAAAGAAAACAAGGUCAAAAUUCAUAAGAGAAUGUCAAAUAUUAUUGAUUCGCAUGGAAAAAUCCCUGUGGCUCGAAGACAUUCUGCAAGCAGUUUACAAGUUUAAAAAAUAAACUUUAAGGCUACAUUACCUGAGUGAGUUGUAAUCUUAUUUCUUCAACAAUAGUUCAUAUUUCUUACGAUUUUUUAGACGUUUUGUAGCCUUGUUGGUUGUUUGUUUUGACACUAAGGUUUCCUUUUCCGGUUUACCCCAGCAUCUUUUACGUUAAAUAUCAUGCACGUUAUAUUUUCUCAGCAGUAUUAUUUCAACUUUCAUAUUCAGUUUUAUAGAUACAUUUUCGAAAAAAGCCGUUCGUUUUUAGUGAACUUUUUUAUUACUCUUGCAAUAGCGGGCAGCAAAUUUUUUUCAAAAAUCAAUUUUCCCGCGAUUUUUCCAGUUUCCUAGGAUACGAGGCCUCGAAUGCGAUUUAUGAAUAUGGUCUAUUGGAAAGAACAUUUAAAACUAAAGGCCGCUUUCCAGUCACGCGUUUUUUAUACGUGCGUAUACGCACGCAAAAGUUGAAAUAUCUUUAAAUGUUACUUAUGAAAUAACUGAAUGAAUAAAAGGAAAACAUAUAGUUUUGUGAAUGAUUUAAUGUGCAUUUGUACAGGUAAUUCAUACUAGUGUUUAAUUUAAGAAGAUUUAAACAUUUCCGUCCGUAUAAAAACGCGUGACUGGACGCAGCCUUAAAAAGUAUAAUCUCUUUUCCAAAUGUCCGUUUUUUCUUCUAUUUCAGUAUGUUUGAUAUGUAAUGGUGUGUCACACAUACAUAACCGUUACGUCACACAUACAUCAUUAAAGAAUCGCAGUCAAUCAAGAUGCAUUGCGCGCUAAAAUGUUUUCAUUGUUUUGUAUUCCGCCAUUUUGUUAGCCAGUUUAUUGACGAAAUAUUGACAUCCGAAUCGUAUCCUUAUCAAUCUGCAUUAAUUAUUCUUAGAAAAUGUCAUAUUUUCUAUAGUUGGAAUAUGUUAAUAUAUCAUUGAUUGAUAUUUUGGCGUGUGUAUUUAUCUUAAUCAAUGAUUUUAGAAAGUUUUAUCAUUUUAUAAAGUAGUGACUAAUCAUGGCUUCUGUAUUUGCCGUUCGUGGAAGACCAACAAGUGAGGGUAUAUAAAAAAUAAUAUCGUUGACAAGUUCAACGAUAUUUGAACAACUGUCCUUUGGACGGAAAGGAAAGAAAGCCAUGGAAUACAGGGGCUUUCGCAUUACGAGUUCGCCGAAAUCCUGCUCCGUCAAAGCAUGGACGAAUUGUGUGAACGUAGUAGGCGAUGGGGCAGGAAUUAGGAUUUCAUCAGGGUAAAUGAAUCAGGGUAAAUGUAUUAAAGUUUUUUUGUUUAUAUAAUAAAGCUAAUGUAUAUAACAGGUGGGAAAUUUGUCUGAGCAUGCGCGAGUAAAAUGAGCCACGCAAUUGCGAGGAAUACACGCAACGCGUGUUUACAAAAAGGCACAAUCGUGUAAAUAUUGCCAAAUGUUUGUACAAAAUAAAUGACUGUUUUAUGUUGAAAGUGGACAGGAUCUAAAUUAAUCAUACAGAAUUUUUUAGUGACGUUCUAUUUCAGUACCCUGCCAUUGUCUCUGGUGGGCCGUCCGUGUGCAUUCGAUCUGAAACACUUGCUACUUUGCUGUCGAAAAAUUUCGAAUGUUUACAUGAAAAUAGAGGCAAGUCAUGCAUUUUACAACCUCGUAAACUAUAUGAGCCCCUAUUUUUACGCUUAUACCUAAGAUAUCAAAUAAAAGUACAUGAAACAGAGAACAUUUGUAGAAAGUUUUAUCGUGAGGCCACGGCCAGUUUUUAAAAUAUCUUUAUUUCUGUUCCGGUCAUCACCAAAAUUACACAAAAGCCGGGCUUGGAUAUACAACAAAUUUUGAAUCUCAUCAAGCACAAAAAUAUUUAACGUGUAACCAAAAUAUGCUCAUGAAAUCGAAAUUAAGAGCUAAAUUUUCAAACUAGACCCUUCUUGAAGCGGUUUUCAUGAAGGAAGUUCACAUUUCGGCCUUUGAUUCUUGGCAAAAAUUUGACCACAACACGUGCGAAGCAACUGGGUCUCAAAGACUCAGCUAAAACAUUGUGAGCCCCUAUUUUCCUGAUGAUAUGUUUGAUACCUACAAGCGCCGAAAAGUUUUUUCAUUUCAUUUUGCUAUAUUUGAAAUUGAGGCCACGGGCUAUUUUUGAGAAAAUACAGCUCAAAGUCAGCUGAAGCUAUUUUACAUAUUUUCAAAAUUUGUCAAAUUUCGCGAGCUUGUAUUUUGAACUUAGACAGCUGAAGUUACAUUAAGAAACAUAGGAUGGAAAAUUUGAGGCAUAUAAAGUUAAUAUUUUCAACUUACAUUUCAUUCUCAUAUCACGUCUUUCUUCGUUUAUUACGGUUGUAAACAAUCCACAGAUCGACGUAUACGGUAUUUACUCCCAUGUUCACGUCGCCAUAUUAACUUUUCCAAUCACUCGAUUACAAAACAAAUCAUCCCAAAACAAAGAAUUCAUGAUCGACUUUUAAAAGAAUAACCGUUAAUUUCUAAAUCGUUGAAUGGAAAGCAAAAAAUCGAGAGCUAAAACAGCUUCUUGCUAACUUUCUGCUUUGUUUUGAAUGUAAAUGCAAUGAGCUUUGUUUCUGCCCGCGAUUUUUUGGUCAGCGACGACAAAUUUCCUACCUGUUGUGUAUGACUAUUUUCGAACACAACACUAUGUUUUGCUCCCCGUAUUUGUAAACAUUCACAUAGCGCGCAAUGCAUCUUGGUUGACUGUGAUUCCUUAAUGACGUACUUACCAAACAAAAACAGACGUUUGGUGUUUAUAUAAUACAAAGCCGACACGCGUUCUUUUUCACGAAUUGUUAAUAUAAGGUAACUUGGAUAUCAAAGGGGCUGUCUUGUAUUUAUUUUAGAUUGGAAUUUCGAUGCCUAGUGAAGAUGAUGUGACAUCUGGUUACGCGUAUGCACCUGAUAAUUUUAUUGGUGUCUUCACGACCGAUACAUUCUCAAUAUUUCAAUCCUCAAGUCAACAGGUAUAUAAUUUCAUUAAGAUGAAAUGUGUACUUGCAAAUAAUCGAAUGUAUCUGGAGAAGCAUGCCCGGAUUUUGAAUCGAGGUUUUGGGAGGUGCACACCUCCCGUGAGAUCGUUUUGCAUCUCAUGCACCAGAGAAUUGUUGCUCCUCCCCCUGAAUAUUCUCAUGCACACCCCUUGAUGGAUCAAAGUCAACAUUUGACUCAAAUUCAAUAGUUAACAACUAUAAUUAGUUGUACCCUUUUAGUGCAAACUUUGUAGUCAUACACUCAAAAUUCAUAAAUAUACUGAUAUGCAUUAAUGCAUAUUAGUAUAUUUGUUGACUUUAGAAGGGGGGACGUCGUAUUCCCCCUAAAACGUUUCCACUUCUCCCAUGCAUAAUUUACAGUAAAAUCCGUCCUUGGUGGACAAGCCCUGCGAUGUUUUGUAAACUUUACCAGAAAGUAUACCCUUAACACAAAUGGUUCUCAAUCACCUUCACACAAUAACUGUAGUCUAUAAUAUUUUUUCAGAGAUCGGGAACCAAUCUCCCCAAUAGAAUGUAUUCGAAUAAUAAUACCCAGGAAACGGGACGUCCUAUGACGACAUUUUCAUCGAACAGUCAUGAUCCAUCAUCAACACCGCGUGAUGCAGCGACACGUGCUCCACCAACUUACAGUCAAGCCCUUCGUGAUUCAUGAUGUAAUUCAAGGUUACAAGCUCUACGGUGACCCUCAGGGGCUAUAGUUGUACGAUGGCCGAUUAGCACUAUCCACUUGAUAGUGAUUUUUUUCAAACCUUUUAAAAUUGGUCGUUGAUUUCUAUUAACCAAUAAGUUUUUUUAUUUCUUAGAGAUCCAUAGAUGUAGUGUUAUAGCCUUUGAGACAUUUUUACAGCGGUUCAAAAAAUCACUAUCCAGUGAAUUAUUGCGUUCCGGCCUUCCUACAACCGCGAAAAAGUUCACCAAUUACCUGAAUCUUCAAAUUUCUGCUAAUCCUAAAAUAAUUUCGUUUCAAAAAUAUCUCAUUAUAUGUAAAUGGAUUUAAUAUGACGUCGAGUUUGUUGCAUUGCUUUUUUAAUGAAAAUGAAAUAUCUCAAUAACUUUAAUGUUUUAAAAUGUUGUACGUAUUUCAUUUUGCUUGUUAUUUAAAUUAUUCUAUACUGUAUUUAUUUAUUAUAAAAUUAUGGGUAUUCUUUUAGGAGAAGUAAUUCAAUUUUGAGAUUUGAUUAAAUACAUACGACCUCAUACGUAUAGUUCAAAAUAAAAUAUUCGAUGUCUCGAAUAUUUUAUGUUUUAUUUAUAUAUUAUUAUACAAUGUAUGUAAAUUAUUAAAUUUGUUAUUCC
Messenger RNA from Paramuricea clavata, 14821 nucleotides. Lineage: Eukaryota; Metazoa; Cnidaria; Anthozoa; Malacalcyonacea; Plexauridae. The record is from the annotation of a GenBank genome assembly.